Cutaneotrichosporon oleaginosum is the source of this 4257-nucleotide messenger RNA. RefSeq lists its product as uncharacterized. Gene Ontology annotation, biological process: phosphatidylinositol dephosphorylation. The record is from RefSeq and is a predicted model, not a curated record. Gene Ontology annotation, molecular function: phosphatidylinositol-3,5-bisphosphate 5-phosphatase activity; phosphatidylinositol-4,5-bisphosphate 5-phosphatase activity. Lineage: Eukaryota; Fungi; Basidiomycota; Tremellomycetes; Trichosporonales; Trichosporonaceae. Gene Ontology annotation, cellular component: cytoplasm; membrane.
GUCGAUCAUUUCGGCCACCCCAUCUUGACACUCUGUCUUCCAUCACACCUCUACCUCGCCUCCUGAAUCUCAUAUUCUCCGCUCUCCGACCAUGCCGGCGAGGCUAUACCUUCGGCCUCAGCCGCGCGCAUUCUUUCUUCUGACAGACACCCAUGCGCUCGUGUUCCGCCAGCCCGGCGCAGAUGAGAGCAAGGCCACACGGUCCGUCGUCGUUGCCGAGUUUCUGCCCAUCGACCAGGUUGACACGAACGGCCUUGUCGCCGCGGGGCAAUACCGGUCCGUCGAGGGCGUCUUAGGUGUCACCAGUGUGCCAAGUGAACGUUCACCUGUCCCGGAUGUCUUCCUCCUCCUUCUGACCGCAUCGACGCCCCUUGCGCCCCUCAUUCCCGGCUCGACAUUGCGCCCUGCGCGCGUCGUCUCCGUUGAGUUUCACUCACUGACAUCCAACUUCUGGGAUCCGCCAGGGCUCGUGCCAAGCUCAAGCACUUUCGACCCGAUCGACGCCGAGGAUGCCGAGUACUACCACCGCGCAGAUACGCGCGGCAACAAUAUGAGUCUUGCACAGGCAGCGGGUGUGGAGGACCCGUGGAGCGGCAUGCGCAAGUAUCUCGAGUCGGGCGGCUUCUUCCACGCCGCUGGAUGUCAGUGGGACAUUUCGCGACACCUCGGUAGCCAGGGCACAAAUGUUGUCGCGGACGAGAAGGGGCACGGGCGCAGCGCGCUCGAGGGCUGGGACGAACGUUUUGUGUGGAACGCCCAUCUUCUUCAGCCGCUGCUCGUGUUCCGACAGAACCUGCCUGACCCGGUACGCGACGAGCUCGACUCGCACGCGCUCCUCCUCCCUGUCAUCCAGGGGUUUGUGGGCUCGGUUCCGCUCGGUCCAGGUUCGUGGUCGCCGCAGGAGGGCAAGUUGAGCGGCCUGGCGCUCAUCUCACGUUUGAGCUGCAAGCGCGCUGGUGCUCGUUUCCGGACGCGCGGCAUCGACGAUGACGGCAACGUCGCCAACUUCGUCGAGACCGAGGUCAUACUCAGCACGGGCGGGACGAUCGUCUCGUAUAAUCAGAUCCGCGGGAGUGUACCGCUCUUCUGGCAGCAACCACAGCAGGGGUUCGGAACGCUACAGCAGAAGGUCGAGAUCACGCGGCCGCCGCAGGCGACCCAGCCCGCCUUUGACAAGCAUUUCCUCGACCUCCUUGAACACUAUGGCGCCGUGCACGCGAUUAACCUCCUGGGUCAGAAGGACGCAGAGGCGAUGCUCUCCAACGCAUACUCGGAGCGCUUCCGGGCGCUCAAAGCUGCGCUCGCCGAUGCUGACGACGACUCGGCCGACAGCAUCGCGCGCCUCACGUACACGCCGUACGACUUCCACUCGGCUGUGCGCUUGGGUAAACACGAGGCGGUGCGCACAGACCUGAACGCAAUGGGCGAUGUGGCCAACUCGGUGGAUGCAUUUGGGUAUACGGCCAUCGACCUGGCCAACGGUGAGCCGAUCGCAACGCAGCAUGGCACCUUCCGCACCAACUGUCUGGACUGUCUCGACCGCACAAACUAUGUACAGGAGGUGCUAAGUACGAUUGCGCUUCGUGGAUUCCUCAGCUCGCAGGGCAGUGCGCUGCUGAACAGUCCGACGCUGUGGUCGGCGCACCGCGAGCUUUGGGCCGACAACGGCGACCGCCUGAGCAAGACAUACGCUGGUACGGGUGCGCUUAACACGAGUGCGACCAGGAGUGGGCGCAAGACGUUCGCGGGGCUCAUCAGCGACGCGACUAAGAGUGUCGGCCGCGCUUAUAUCAACAACUUCCUCGACAAGGACAAGCAGGCCGCUAUCGAUCUACUGCUUGGUCUUAUGGCGGGGCAGCGCCCGGUCGUCUUGUUUGACCCGGUCAGCGACUCGGUGCAGAGUGCUCUUCUCGCCCGACGGAAUGAGUACUCGACGCCACGCAACCUCAAGAUCUUCAGCGGCACAUGGAAUGUAAAUGGGAAGCUCCCCGACGCACCUCUCGACGACUGGCUCUUCCCCGGCGAUCUCGCUGUGGACAUCUACGCGAUAGCGUUCCAAGAGAUCGUCGAGUUGACGCCGCAGCAGAUCGUGCAACCUGACCCAGCGAAGAAGCGCGUGUGGGAGAAGGAAAUUAUGGCGACCUUCUCGCGCCACUCCCAAGAGUCCAAGUACAUUAUGUUGCGCAGCGAGCAACUGGUGGGUACGGCGCUCAUGAUCAUCGUCAAGGAGAGCCUGCUUCCAGCCAUCCGCGGCAUCGAGUAUGCCUCGAAGAAGACCGGGCUGCAGGGCCUGUCGGGCAACAAGGGUGGCAUCGGCUUCCGCUUCCAGCUGUAUGACGCGACGGUGUGCCUUAUGACUUGCCACCUGGCGGCUGGACAGUCCGCGUACGCCGACCGCAACGCGGACUACCGGACCAUCUCAAAUGGGCUGACGUUCUUGCGUGGCAAGACGAUCGACUCUCACGACAUUGUCAUCUGGGCCGCCGACUUCAACUACCGCAUCGACAUGACGAAUGAAGAGGUGCGUGCGGCUGCCGAGCAGGACGAGUUCGACGUCCUGGUUGCCGCAGACCAGCUGUCGCUUGCCCGAGACGACGGCGAGGUGUUCCCCGGAUACUCGGAGGGUGCUCUCACUUUUCGUCCGACGUACAAGUACGACAAUGGGACGGACACGUACGACUCAAGCGAGAAGCAGCGCAUCCCUGCGUGGACCGACCGCGUGUUGUACAAGGGCGAGGGGCUACACUUGCGUGCCUACAAUUGCACCCCAGACCUGCGCACAUCCGACCAUAGGCCGGUGUAUGCGCUCUUUGAGGCGGUGGUGCCUGAGGUGGAUGAGGCGCGGCGCUCGGCCAUCGCGGCGGAGCUCGCAACGAAGGCGCGAGAGGCUAGUGCAAGCGGACGGUUGGAUGACCAUAUCGAGCGCGCGGCGGCUGGCGGCGUGCGAGGCCUUGUGAAGGAGUUCACCAGCGUGAGCCUCACGCCGUCUCCGGCCCGCUCGGCGGUCUCGACUCCCGAGCCACGGCACCCACCAUCUUUCUCGCGCGACUCAAAGCCCCAGCCCCGUAAGCCAAACUUAAAAGACACAGUUACCUCUGCAUAUGCGCGACUCGGGCAACCCCCUCCCCUUCCUCCGCGCAGUGGCACUAGCUCGCCUGCGUCGGUGGAGCACGCGCCUUACGAGCCGCGACGGCGGCCAGCGCCUCCGCCGCCUGCAGCGUCCGAGUUCCGCAAGAUUGGUCUGCCUCCCGACACGAACGAGGUGACGCCCAUGAGCACGGGUGACUUUGUCCUAGUGCCGUCGCCUGUACGUCCGACACCUCCGCUACCGCAGCGCAAGCCGAGCACGGCGAGCGUGGCAAGCGGUACGAGCCUCGCGAGUACAGGGAACGCUGCACCCGCCCUCCCUCCCCGGCCCCGCCCGACGAAGGGAUCGACGCUCGACUGGGAUGCCCCGCUACCCGACAACCUCGUCCCCGCCGUGCUUCCUGACAACCGGUCCCAGCCAAAGCCAGAUGCGCUCGCUGAGCUCGUGCGGAUGAAGGAAGCAGAGGCUGGAGAGUCGUCAAAACCCGUGCUGGCCUCCAAGCCUCCACCGCCGCCUGCCCCAAGGCGAGGGAUCAGCGUGGCGGAGAAGGUCGUAGAUGCCCCUUCGGAGAAGAGCGAGAGGAAGCCGCCACUCGCGCCCAAACCGCGUGGAAUGAGUAUCGACAACGCGGAGGUGAAGUCGACUCUCGCACCGCAGCGCCGCAUGAGCGUCGACAAGGACGAGCGGAAACCACCCCCACUGGCGCCCAAGCCCGCGCGUAAGAGCACGGAUCCGCCCUCACCUACCGCCACCUCGCAAGGACACAUCGCCGGCGCAGCUUCUGCCUCGCCAACGGCAACCUCUCCCAAGGUGCCGCCAACGCUGAAGCCCAAGCCCGAGAUUAAGCCCAAGCCCGAGAAGCACGCCUCCGAGCCUCAGCCCAAGACAGAAGGCAAGACGGACGCGAAGCCAAAACCAGAGAUUAAACCGAAGCCGGAGUUGCUCCCGAAACCGGAGAAGCCAAUGGUGCAACCCAAGCCAGAAUUGAAGCCCAAGCCGGAGACGGCAAACCUGUCGCCCAAGCCUGAGGUCAUAACCAAGGCCGAGGCCACAUCACCAAAAGAUGAGCCCAGACAGUUGAAGCCGUCCGAGCUCAGGGGUCGGUGGCCACCGACGCAGUAGGAUUCGGAUAUCGAUGCACAGAUCUCUGGUGUUUCAUCAGUGCUAAC